Molecule: messenger RNA, 3108 nt
Organism: Egretta garzetta (little egret)
Lineage: Eukaryota; Metazoa; Chordata; Aves; Pelecaniformes; Ardeidae
Gene: ARL13B
Product: ADP ribosylation factor like GTPase 13B
Exons: 11
Coding region: 191-1465 (424 amino acids)
Biological process (GO): non-motile cilium assembly; receptor localization to non-motile cilium
Cellular component (GO): motile cilium; ciliary membrane; non-motile cilium
Molecular function (GO): GTP binding; GTPase activity
Source: RefSeq, a predicted model, not a curated record
GAAGAGCUAAGAAAACAUGGCUGAACCAAAGUCACUGGAUUUUAGGGCUGCUUCUUUUUUGGAAACACAAGAAGGCAGUGACAAGACAAUACCUGGGCCUCUGCAGUCUCUUUGCCAGUCGUCUUAGGUUAUCUGGCCUGUCCACCUUGUUUCUGUAGCUUUUGUGGCUCUGGAUGGCUAGUGAAGAGGGAUGUUCAGUCUAAUGGCCAAUUGCUGCAGCUGGUUAAAACGGUGGCAGGAACCUGUCAGGAAGGUGACACUAAUAAUGGUGGGUCUUGAUAAUGCUGGUAAAACUGCUACGGUUCGAGGAAUUCAAGGAGAAUCUCCUGAAGAUGUGGCUCCAACAGUUGGGUUUUCCAAGAUUGACCUUAAACAGGGACGCUUUGAAGUCACAAUCUUUGAUUUAGGAGGCGGAAAACGAAUUCGAAAUAUCUGGAGAAAUUACUAUGCUGAGUCCUAUGGUGUAAUAUUUGUUGUGGAUUCUAGUGACAUUGCAAGAAUGGAAGAAACAAAGCAAGCCAUGAUAGAAGUUUUAAACAGCCCUAAGAUAUCAGGAAAACCCGUGUUAGUGCUGGCAAAUAAGCAGGACAGAGAAGGAGCUCUGUCAGAAGCAGAUGUAAUUGAGUCCUUAUCUCUGGAAAAACUUGUCAAUGAACACAAGUGUCUAUGUCAGAUUGAACCUUGCUCAGCUAUCAUGGGCUGUGGGAAAAAAAUUGAUAAAUCAAUAAAAAAGGGGUUAUAUUGGCUUCUACAUAUAAUAGCGAAAGAUUUUGAUGCCUUAAAUGAGCGCAUCCAGAGAGACACUACAGAACAAAAAGCAUAUGAAGAACAAAAGAAACUAGAACGAGCUGAGCGAGUGAGAAGGAUACGAGAAGAAAGGGAAAGAGAAGAAGGAAGAAGUGUACCUGAUGAGGAAGACCCUGAGCCUGGGAACUCUGAAAACCCCUUCCAGCCUAUAUCUGCUGUAAUCUCUGAGAAUGAAAAACAAAUUGAAAAGGAAAAGAAGCGGCAAAGGUUGGAGACUGAAAAGGCUACGAUUGUCUUGAAAUCGCAAACAGAGCAGGAACGAAUGGAUGCCCAACACUUAUCAAGCAGUAGCCAAAAUAUAAAUGAUAGUAGACUAGAAACAUGCAAUUCCACAACUACACAGCUUUUGCAGCAUGAAGAGAAUGAGCAGCAAGCCUCAGAUUGCCUCGACUCAGACAAUAAUAAGAAAAAAAAUAAAAAAACAAAAUUAAAAAGGGGCCACAGAGUAGAACCUAUUAAUGCAGAGGACACCGUUUCCAAAAAUCCUACACCACCACCAGCUCUUCCACCAGUUGGCUGGGGAACUCCCAAACUUAAUAGACUUCGAAAACUUGAGCCUCUUGGUGAAACACAUCAUGCUGAUUUCUAUGGAAAGCCUCUGCCCCCGCUGACUAUACGCCAAAGACCCAACGGUGAUACCCAUGAUGUCAUUGCUUAACUGGAUCACAAAAAGCAUUUAAAAAACAUUAGUAAAAAAUUAUAUCAGUAAUGGUUUUUGCCCUUGGAGGAAAAUUUUUAAAAUGACAGCCUAUCAGCUUGUCACAAAACAACUUGAUGACAAUUAAACAUGGAGUUCAUUCUACCGUACUUAGUUGAUCAGACUUUGUCAUUUACUUUUCACAUCACCAGCUCUUCUUCAGGAUUUCACAUGAAAUCAAAAAGGUCUAUGUGUCUGUGGAUGCUCAUAAGAACACGGUAUUGAAUAUUUGUUGGGUUUACUUAUGAAAAUACAUAGCUGUAAACCUGAAGAAAAAUACCUUCAAGAUCACAUAAUACUGGGUCGUAUGUUCUCACCAAGACCUUUCUCCAGGUGCUGCACAGUGGUUGGUAUUUUUGCAGCUAAUAAAUAGUUCUAAAGCAUUUUGUAAGAUUCGUGUAUGAUAGAGUGAAUAUAGGAAGGUUAUGCAACAAAUAUUGAGUAUAUUUUUCUAACUUUUUAUAAAAUUAUUUGAAAGUUUGAGUGGACACGCUUACCUACUACCAAUAAAAGGAUACCUAGAAAGCAUGAGAAAGCUGAUAGUCAAAUGCAUACAAGUAGAGUAUGUUUGACUCUUACAUUUCUCUUACAGUAGCAAUAUCUCUUUAGGGAUUACAUUACCAGAUGCAUAUUUUGUAUUUCUGGCAAUCUAAAGGGGGAGGAAGGUCAAAAGGGAAGUUUAAGAUAAAUACAUUUUAUACAAAAUUAUGGUAUUUGAAUUGUCUGAAGGUUUUCUUAUGUAUUGUUUUCUUUGUUUUGUUAACUGAGUUUGGCGUAGGUCAAAAAUGCAGCUGGAAAAAUAGAGCUGAAUAUUGCAUUCUCUGCUACAUCAUACAAGAAAAUUGCACAAAGUGAAAGUUUUGCACUAAUUCAGUCAUCAGUUCUGAUGGAAAACUGAGUCAACCAGUGUGCAUAUAAGCUCCAGCACUUUUUAAUCUCAACAAUACUACGAUACCAUCUUGAAAACAAAAGAAACUCCAGAUUUUUAAGGUCUUAUAUAAUAAUUCCCUGUAAUGUGUUAAUUUUAGAUUAAAAAAAUCACAUACAAGUGAUACAUAAACAACAAGGGUGACAAUUGGAUAUAUUUCUAUUUAAAUGUUCUGUAUACGCUGUUCCUCCUCUUACAGUGGAGACAACCGUUGGUAUAUUGUGCAAAGGUAUAUUGUUACGCCACCUAGUUACAGCAAGGAUGAAACCCCCAUUCAAAGGUUUUUUGAAGAAGCAUUACCUGAUGAUUUUCUAUUACUCUCUCGGUCUUCCAUAACAUGUUGUUUCGAAAAGGUUUUAGUAGAUGUUAAAACAAUGCAAUGCAUAUAUCCAGCAUUCUGACAUUAGAAAUCUUUAUCAUAUACCCCUUAAGCAAUGAGUUACACAAAUAAGGAUGAAACAAUUUGUAUGUGACUGUCAGCAUGAGGAUACUUUUGUUGUAUUCUAACAGCGUGACACAGUUCAGUUUGAUUAUUCUCAGGAUUUACUCAUUUUCAUUUCAAACAAACACAAUAUUAAGUGGAGGGGGGGAGUGCAUAAAAGUUUACUUGUGCAGUCUCAAUUUUACUGUCUUUAGCUAUGUUACCACUUAAUUUUUUUGGCUUAAAGGCUCUAUU